GAAGACGUUUGAAUUAAUAUUUUUACACAAUUAUACAAGUAAUUUUUUACAAACAUAUUUUUAUUAUUAAUAAUUUAAUGUUCAUUCAUUUUUAUCAAUGAACAAAAAGAAAGUAAGAGAUGUGGACAUUUUUCAACGAACACUAUGUUGCAAUCCCAUACGUGAGAAAGAGAACGAGAUUGAGAUUUUUGAAUCCGAAGUGACAGAAUUUGAAGAAGAAGCGGAAGAAUUAAUUGUAUCAGAAGAUGAAAAACUUGACAUUAAACAGCUAAUGGAAGAUUUGGAUUGCAUGAAACGACGUAUUCAAUUGAUACAACUGCGUCUUAAACUACCAACAGACGAAUGUCCCGAAGAAGAAUGUCUUGAUUAUGAAGUAUUACUUAAUUGCUCCAAAAAUAAGGAAAUAUGUACAUUGCAAAAAACUCAACACAUGUUGCAGCAUCAAAUCAAGGAACUAGUCAAAUGCAACAAGAUUGCUAAAGAGCAAAUAAAAGUUUUGCAGCUAAAUAUGUGUGAGAAAAACAACGAAAUAUUAGAAUUGAGAGAAUUGGUUAAAACUUUGAUGGAGUGGAAAAAUACAUUGGAUCACGAGUUUGGUAAAUGUCUUGAACGUUUUGAGUAUUUAAAACAUGUUAAAGCUGAAUGGCGGGAUGUAAAUGAGAAAAUCGAGGAGCAAAAUAAAUACUUAAGCACUUUUAAGGAAUCUUUUGUUACUAAAGCAUGUUUCCUGCAAGAAAAGAAAUCGUUCAUUGACGCCAUUAAUGAAAUCAAAGAAAUGUUAAAAGAACUUUUUCAAUAUCAAUUUGAGCGUUUUGCUAGUCUAGAGCAGCGUUUACAAAAAGGAGAUUAAAACUCUCUGGAGGCCAAUGAUUUAUGAAAAUGAAUUGAAGUGAAACUUUUUAUUUUAAAACGAAUUCAUUGAAUUUUUUUCGGAUUUUAUUUUUGUUCUAAUUAACUUUUGAAUUAAAUUUGUUAAGUAUUUUUUUACAUUUGGUAGAUAUUUUACUUUUUUGUUUUUUUUUCUUUCAUUUAUACAUUUAUUGCAGGCCAUAAUAAUUAAAAUCUUUUAAGUACUUUAUCCAGUGGAGUACAGAACUUGGUUUUUGGUUGCUUUGGUCGCAAAUAAAAUCUUUUAGCUUCUCAAGAGUGGGUAUUUUUUUCUUUUAUUAUUUUAUUAUUAUAGCCUCAUAAGGUUCACUUUGAGUAUUUGCCGUUUAUAU
Lucilia cuprina (Australian sheep blowfly) is the source of this 1220-nucleotide messenger RNA. RefSeq lists its product as uncharacterized. The record is from RefSeq and is a predicted model, not a curated record. Lineage: Eukaryota; Metazoa; Arthropoda; Insecta; Diptera; Calliphoridae. The coding region runs from base 98 to 850 and encodes 250 amino acids. The transcript has a single exon.